Papilio polytes (common Mormon) is the source of this 810-nucleotide messenger RNA. RefSeq lists its product as uncharacterized. The transcript is spliced from 3 exons. Bases 147 to 650 code for a protein of 167 amino acids. Gene Ontology annotation, biological process: negative regulation of smoothened signaling pathway. Gene Ontology annotation, cellular component: ciliary membrane; Golgi apparatus. The record is from RefSeq and is a predicted model, not a curated record. NCBI's taxonomy places the organism in Eukaryota, Metazoa, Arthropoda, Insecta, Lepidoptera, Papilionidae.
GUCAGUGUCAUUUAACAUUGUUUUCACUUGGUGUUUUUUUGACAAAACAAUGUAAUUGUAAAUAUACCAAUAAGUAAAAACAAUCCUUUUAAGGUUUUAAUCUUAAACUUUUCUAAAAAUUUUCACUUAUACAUCAAAGUGUAAAUAUGGAUAAAUUAACUGUUAUAUCAGGAACUUUGUUCAUGGCAGCAGAUGUUUUUGCUAUUGUAAGUCUGGCUAUGCCAGACUGGAUAAUUACUGAUGUAGGAGGAGAUACUCGUCUUGGCUUAAUGUGGUCUUGUAUGACCCUCUACAACAGACCCCAAGUCUGUUUUACACCUGACCUUCAACCUGAAUGGCUUUUGGCGCUAAUAUGCAUCCUUAUUGGAUGUGUUUGCAUAACAAGUACUGUUAUUCUUUUAGCAUCAAGUCAUUUUGAUCGUAAUGUCAUUCCAUAUGCAAGAUGGGUUGGAUUUGCUGCCAUGGUGGCAUUUUGUCUUGCUGCAGUCAUUUUCCCCAUGGGCUUCCAUGUGGAUGAAAUUGGUGGCCAGCCAUAUCAACUACCCAACAGUCACCAAGUUGGUAUAUCUUACAUAUUGUUUGUGCUGUCUCUAUGGAUAACUGUAAUAUCUGAGUUAUUUGCAGGAAAAGUCUGUUUACCUCAUUUUUAAGUAUUAAGAUAAGAUUAAGUUUUUUCUUCUGUGAAAUUUUAUUUAAGAAAUCUAAAAGUUAUAAAUAAUCCAGAUGUAUAGUUUUUAGAAUCUCUUUUAAAAUAAGUGAUUAUAAAUAAUGAAGCUUGUUAUUCAUACAUUAGGGGUAAAUAAAAAGUGU